Messenger RNA from Didymodactylos carnosus, 354 nucleotides. The record is from the annotation of a GenBank genome assembly. NCBI's taxonomy places the organism in Eukaryota, Metazoa, Rotifera, Eurotatoria, Philodinida, Philodinidae.
AUGUUUUGCUUAGUCGAAGAAGAAUGGCGACUAGCUUCGAAAUGGCUAAUCGAUACGGAAAAUCGCAGUUUUCGACGUCGUGGAGGAUUUCUUGGUUCAAAAUUAUGCAAAAUUUUAGCUGGUAUCGUCGCAGUGACUGUUGUUGGUGGUGUCGCAGCCACAGUACCAUUCAUAGUUUUAUCAUCAAAAGUUCCAUCAGCAACACCACCAGCACCCAUUACAACACAAACUUCUGUGACCACAUCGACAACAUCAACAACUACUACUAGUACAACGAGUACAACAUCGACAACAUCAAGUAAGAUAUUUAAAGGAAAAGGCUUUGCUGUUUCGAGAAGGUCGAGGUUCGAAUAG